This is a messenger RNA of Aureobasidium musti, 843 nucleotides long. Lineage: Eukaryota; Fungi; Ascomycota; Dothideomycetes; Dothideales; Saccotheciaceae. The record is from the annotation of a GenBank genome assembly.
AUGGUGUCCAAGAUCGUCCUCGCCGGGAUCUUGUUUCCUGUUGCCAUCUAUAUUUUGGUGGCCGCCAUCUUGCUCUUCGUUCUGGGAUGCGCAUUGUACGUUUGCUUUGCUAAUUUCCGUCAAUAUGUUCGAAAGAUGUACCGAAAGUUCAAACUCCUUUACUGGCCAGAACAGACCUUCGACUUCCUCGGUCUACCGCCUGAAAUCCGCGUAAUCAUCUAUCGCUACACGCUUCCAAAAGACGGCAUCUACUACCUAACUGCCCGCAAGACGAGGCUUUAUGGCCGGUCUUUGCCAAAAGGACUAAACGGCGAGAAUGUUCAUCCUCCACCCUCUCUACUUCGUCUUUGUCGCCUCGUAUACCAAGAGCUGUGGCCGAUGAUCUACAAGACCUGUGUCUUCUACAUCACCAUAUACUCUAUUCGAGAUCUUCUCUAUGCCUGGAACCUUCUCGACAGAUAUGCAAGCCGCACUACUCCCAGCUCAACGGACAUGUUCUCGCAUAUGAGCAACAUCCGUAUCAGAGUGAACGACCUCAUCCUCAACAUACACCCACUUGAGCACAGCUGCUAUGAGGGAAUGAUUGCAGAGAUUAGUCAAACGGAUCAACUCUGGUUUGGCCCUGGUGCUUCGCUCUUACAAGACAGGUCUCAAGCUGCGAUGAUGGUGGGAGUAUAUCACGGCCGUGGUAUCGUCUCAGAACGCUUUGAUGCUGUAAGCUUACAGGAAUUUAUCACUUCCAUGCUGGGUGUUAGUGUGCUGGACAAGCGCGCUCUGAUCAAGAUGUUACCGUGGUAUCAACGCCAUCAGAGCCGUCGAAAAUCGUCCAAGUCCAAUGUCUAA